Diabrotica virgifera virgifera (western corn rootworm) is the source of this 2545-nucleotide messenger RNA. It is a transcript of the gene SmD3, whose product is annotated as small nuclear ribonucleoprotein Sm D3. Gene Ontology annotation, cellular component: U1 snRNP; spliceosomal tri-snRNP complex; U2 snRNP. The transcript is spliced from 2 exons. The record is from RefSeq and is a predicted model, not a curated record. Gene Ontology annotation, biological process: spliceosomal snRNP assembly; RNA processing. Lineage: Eukaryota; Metazoa; Arthropoda; Insecta; Coleoptera; Chrysomelidae. Gene Ontology annotation, molecular function: RNA binding. Bases 143 to 547 code for a protein of 134 amino acids.
CAAUUGACUGAUGAAAAAGCCAAACAAACGUAUUUUGAACGUUUGCUCAAAAUAAAAUACACAAAAUAUAUCCGUUUUCAUCGACAAUUCCUGAUUAGAUUUUCUUGUAAUAUUGUUAAAAUAUUAAUUAUUAGAUAUCAAAAUGUCUAUUGGUGUACCUAUUAAAGUUCUCCAUGAAGCAGAAGGUCAUGUAAUAACCUGCGAAACAAUUACCGGCGAAGUAUACAGAGGGAAACUGAUAGAAGCCGAAGAUAAUAUGAAUUGCCAAAUGACUCAAAUUACUGUAACUUACAGAGAUGGAAGAGUCGCUCAAUUGGAAAAUGUUUAUAUUAGAGGAUCGAAAAUUAGAUUCCUGGUAUUGCCAGAUAUGUUGAAAAAUGCUCCUAUGUUCAAAAAACAAACUAAAGCGGGAACGGCAGGCCGAGGAAAAUCUGCUAUACUGCGAGCCCAAGCUCGGGGGAGAGGUAGGGGGCAACAACAACCGAUGCGAGGUAGAGGUAAUUGGCAACAGAACCAACAACAAGCACCUGCAGGAAGGGGAAGAUAAGAGCUGUGUUAUAAAAAGACUGUUAUGGACAGUUAUUGUAUAUAGUUUUGUGGGUGUUCUUUAAAUUUGAAUAUUAGUUUGGUUUUGAUACAGGUUGUAUAGUUUCAUGAUUUAUUAUUUAUUGAUUAUACAAGCAGUUUGUUUGUAGCCUGCCUUGUUGGUGACUAUUUGACAGUUUGGUAAUUGUUGAAUAAGAGGGUAGGCCUUAAAAAUGCUAAAUUUUUUAUGGACUUAGUCUAAAAAGUGAAAAGUCUCAAAUUUUCCGCUUUUCUUUGGGGGGAAAUAGCAAAAGUGUCAAAAAUAAAGAUAUAAGUACUUAAAAAAUCAAAAAGUUAUGUGAAAAGGAUACAAAAGUAUCUUAAUAAAAAACCUAAUAAAUAUCACUGAUACAAUUAAAUUAUGCAAGAAUACCUAUCAGUUAAAAUAAUUAAGCUUUUUAACUCGUUCGGUCCAUAUUGCUGUCUUGGUCAAUAUGACUGAGAAAGUAGCUUUCCCGCAGGCCAGCUCGACCCACAGACCAAUUUUUUUUUUCAUUUUCACACUAGAGACACAUUUCCACGAAUUUCUUAAUAUGGGUGACAUAAAUUUCUUCAAUAAGACUUCGUUAUCUGUGGAAAUCUACUUCUGUGCAGCUUGAUCCAAUGAAUGAAAAAUUAUUCCCAUCUGCAAUAUACCACUUAAACUGAACGUAAAAAACCAUACAAAACACUCUGGCAGUGAACAAGUUAAUAUAUAAAAAUAAUGUGGCGGACGUAGCCAAAGUUAAAUUUUCUCUACAUUUAACAUUGUUGACAGUUUUAACCUUUAAAAAAUCUAAAAAUUUAAUGAAAAUCACUUUAAUAAACAGGUGCAUACAAACUUACUAGAUAGGAGGGUUUAAAGACAAAGCAGUGAUAAAGAAUGCAUGCUUUCUCUAUGUCUUUUCAGGAAAUCUUCUUUUGAAGUAAAAUUCCACUAGAUAACCCACAAAAUGGUUUGUCUUACUCCAAACUUGGAAAUGGUGGACUGACGUUCCCUCCAGAGUCUUUCUAUGUUGUUGGUAUGUGUACCUCUCUCAGGAUCGACAAAUUGGUUGGAAUGGUUGACCAUUUGGUGAAUAAGUCCUUCUUGUCCCAAACAAUUAUAGGAUUUCCAACAAUUCUUGCCUACAGUCAGAAAAAUGAAAGAAUACCCAUCAACGAUCACAUCAAUCACUUAUUUUGUAUUUGCUGUCUUUUUCUAUAAAUAACAUACGUUUGUUUUUCGGACAAAACUUUUGUAAGACAAAGCUUACAACUUUUUUAUUUAAAGUUUUUCGCUAGUUCUCGAUGCGGCUGAGAUAAAAAAUAAAAACAUAAAAACCCUAAUUAGGCUCUAGGUGGGUCACAUGACCACCUAGGGGGCUAAAAAUUUCAGAAAGUUAGUUUCACUAUAUAUAAAACUAUGUCACCGCUAAACGGUGACCUAUAUGGAAUUCGAAUCGAGUUGUGGGCACUUUUCAUCAUCUUACCCGGCUAGGCCCUUUAAUUUUUAACUUAAAUUGUGGCUUAUUUCUCAUUACUUGUUGUUUCGUGUAAUAUAAUGGCAGUGACUUUUAAAAAUAAGACAUGAUAUAUUUUAAAUAAAAAUUACAUGAAAAAGGAUGUAUGCCCCCAAUAAAAUACAUUGUACAUUUAUCAAUAAGUGAAGCAGAAUUUAUGGACAUAAAUUUUAUAUCUGUAAACAACCUACCCUUUUAUUCAACUAGUACAUACUGAGAUAGUUUUGAUUCGCUGAAUUCUUUAUUAAUUUUCUUAAUUAUUUUUUUGUGUCAUAAUUUUAGUUUAUAGCCUUCCUGAAUGUAUUAGAAGGGCUAUCUGGAUUAUCUUACCUAAAUUAUAAACCAAAACUAAUGAUUUGAUUGACCCCACCAUAUUUUCUAUGUGACUUUGAUUUUUAAGAUUAUCAGGACGAACAUAGACAAAGAAAACGUAAUGUUUAAGUAUUUAAUGUAAGAGAAAAAUAAACAAUUUUUAUUUA